This is a messenger RNA of Rotaria socialis, 246 nucleotides long. The record is from the annotation of a GenBank genome assembly. Lineage: Eukaryota; Metazoa; Rotifera; Eurotatoria; Philodinida; Philodinidae.
AUGGCCAUAUUUCCGUUCAUUGAAAAAUUAAUACAAGUAAAAAACGAACAACACAACAUAUAUCAGGAACUCAACCAAGCGCGCGAGUUAUUGUCCAAUUGUUCAGCAAUUGAUAAACCAGUAGAAUGGUCGGCUCUUCUCAAUAAUGUCAUAAAACUGGCAGUGAAAUUAGCAGAUAUUGAAAAAGAAUUGAAACAAUUGGGACAUGAACAUGCAAUUAAUAAUCAUGGAACGUUACCAUACUGA